AGUUUGGCGAAAUUAUUUUUUUAAGAAAAAUUGUACCUUUUUAUUUCAUGACGUGUAUUUGCAGCAAAGACGACCACCACGACGCCAAUUCCGGCUCCUUUGAACCCGCUGAGUGACGAGAACAUCCAUUUGGCCGAAAAUCCAGAACCUUCCAUAAAACCCAAACAUGGCAAGAGGAAGGGGCAAUCACAGCAAACGACUACAGCUGAAGUUUGGACUACGGAACGACCCGUCGAUAUAUUUUACAGACGGCUAACAGAAGAAAGGACACGCAACAUGCCUAUUCGCUGGAUCCACUGUCAGGACAUGAUCACUCCCUUUCUCACCGGAGUCACCAAGGAUGAGAAUCCUGUACCCAAACUACUGGGGCCCACACACAGGACUGUCUUGAGGCUAAUCCAUCUCCUAGGUGUUAACACCACAACGUAUUCAGCUGAUGAAAUUCGCUCACUUAUCUAUCAAGUUGACAACAUACAGAUUCGCCUGUUCCAAUGGGACACGCCGUCUAUAAAACUUCUCUUACAAAUCAUCACCAAUGGCGGCAGACAUACUUUCAGACAACUAAAAUACGGUAUCCGACGGCUCCUCAAGAUCUGGCAUAUGACUGUGAAUAAUGUUACCAACUUGCUGAUGGCUUCACGGCUCUUCAGACCUGCGUGUGUCAACGUCAUAGCGUUUGACGGAUCAACCAAAUCAUCGAAAGGAACGACAUACACGACCCUGGAUCAAGAGACAACUACGUCAUCCAACUGCGCAGACGACGAUGGGGCAGAAGAAGAACGAAGAAGAAGGGGGUAACACUCUUUGUCGCACACAGAUGUUGUGCUCUGC
This is a messenger RNA of Pectinophora gossypiella (pink bollworm), 831 nucleotides long. RefSeq lists its product as uncharacterized. The transcript has 5 exons. The record is from RefSeq and is a predicted model, not a curated record. Lineage: Eukaryota; Metazoa; Arthropoda; Insecta; Lepidoptera; Gelechiidae. Bases 277 to 798 code for a protein of 173 amino acids.